Messenger RNA from Corylus avellana, 1150 nucleotides. The record is from RefSeq and is a predicted model, not a curated record. NCBI's taxonomy places the organism in Eukaryota, Viridiplantae, Streptophyta, Magnoliopsida, Fagales, Betulaceae.
AAAAGGUAGGCAAUGGGAAAGAGCAAGGUUCUCGUUGUGGGGGGCACUGGGUAUAUAGGGAAGAGGAUUGUGAUGGCAAGCCUUGCCCAGGGCCAUGCAACCUAUGUUCUUCGAAGGCCUGAGACUGGUCUUGACAUCGACAAAGCGCAAAUGCUACUGUCGUUUAAGCGGCGAGGAGCCCACCUUGUCGAAGGCUCGUUUUCCGAUCACCGGAGCCUUGUCGACGCCGUGAAGCAGGUCGACGUUGUGAUCUGUACAAUGUCUGGGGUGCAUUUCAGGUCUCACAACAUUUUGUUGCAGCUCCAGCUUGUUGAGGCCAUCAAAGAAGCAGGAAACAUUAAGCGUUUCUUGCCAUCAGAAUUUGGUAUUGACCCUGCGAGGAUGGGAGAUGCUCUUGAACCAGGAAGAGUGACAUUUGAUGAGAAAAUGAUAGUGAGAAAAGCAAUAGUGGAUGCCAAAAUCCCUUUUACUUAUGUUUCUGCUAACUGCUUUGCUGGUUACUUCGUUGGAAACCUUUCUCAAAUGGGAACACUUUUUCCCCCAAAAGAAAAUGUUCAUAUAUAUGGAGAUGGCCAUGCAAAAGUGGUUUUUAUGGAUGAAGAUGACGUGGCAACAUAUACAAUUAAGGCAAUAGAUGAUCCUCGAACCCUCAACAAAACCCUCUACCUUCGGCCACCUGAAAACAUUCUAUCCCAAAGAGAAUUAGUUGAGAAGUGGGAGAACCUUGCUGCCAAGAAAUUACAGAAGAUUAGCAUUUCAUCAGACGACUUCCUUGCCUCCAUGAAAGGACUGGAUUAUGCAGCGCAGGUAGGAAUUGGGCAUUUCUAUCACAUAUUCUAUGAAGGCUGUUUGACAAACUUUGAAAUAGGGGAAGGGGGAGAAGAAGCUUCAAAGCUGUACCCAGAGGUGAAAUAUACACGUAUGGAUGAAUACCUAACGCUCUAUCUAUGAGAAGAGUUCAUAGGCUGCAUGAAAACUACAUACAUCCAUCAUAAUGAAAAAAAUAAGUUUUUAAGGUUCUUAAACUCAGUAUGUUUGUAAUGAUCAUAUUAUAUCAAGGUUUUGCUUUAAAUUUAGAGUGUUUUUUUUAUUUUUUUAAAUGUUGUAAACAAAUAAUUAAUUCAAGUGUUUAUUGAAUUCAUUCUGGGUU